GCAUGUUGGCGUUUUUGACGUUGAACAUCCGAUGACGUUUCUAUAUCCGUGUAAAGAUGGCGGACGUAGAGGAGUCCAGCAAGCCUUUGUUUGCAGGUUUAUCUGACAUUUCAAUAUCGGAAGACAUUCCAGUGGAGGGGGACAUAUCUGUGCCGAUAGGCUCGCAAAAUGCUGACAAUGACCUCUCGACGCUGGAUGAGCCUGUCAAAGACACCAUUAUGAGGGAUUUGAGAGCUGUUGGGCAGAAGUUUGUCCAUGUGAUGUACCCCAAGAAAAGUUCUGCACUCCUCAGAGACUGGGAUUUGUGGGGACCUCUCUUACUCUGUGUCACCCUGGCCUUAAUGCUCCAGGGUGGGUCGGCAGACAGUGAGGAAGAUGGCAGGCCGCAGUUUGCAGAAGUCUUUGUCAUCAUUUGGUUUGGUUCUGUAAUCAUCACCCUUAAUUCUAAACUCCUGGGAGGAACUAUUUCCUUCUUCCAGAGUCUGUGUGUGUUGGGGUACUGUAUUCUGCCUCUCACUGUGGCCAUGAUUGUUUGCCGCAUUGUUCUGUUGGGGAGCUCAGGCGGCAUUAGUUUUGCUGUCCGCCUCAUAGUUGUCACCGCCUCCUUCGGCUGGUCAACAUUUGCCUCAACAGCUUUUCUUGCAGACAGUCAGCCGGCCAAUAGAAAAGCUCUGGUUGUGUAUCCGGUAUUCCUGUUUUACUUUGUGAUCGGCUGGAUGAUUUUGACAUUUUCGCCCUCUCGUUAGCAUACAUAUACCCUAUGCCAGUAGCACAACAGACUUCCCUUUCUUUAAGACAACCAGUAUAGUAGACCGCCUAGGAGCUGGCCAACGAUUGUUCUAAACCAAAAGAGGCGGAAAACUUUGACUUUGAUGGAGAUUCACAAAGUGACAAACAGAGGAGAGUUUGGGUAUUCAUCGAUGUAACUGUAACUCCUGCCAUCUCUCAUUCAGAAGGAUAAGAGGACAGAAGAGAUGUGAAGGACUCAAUUCAGCACUACAAAUUUAACAGCAGCCUACAUCAGUCUCACCAGACUACAGAUGCUAACUCAUUGUGUUAUUGUAUGUAUGUGUAAAUAUUUGAGUCUGGAUGUGUUUAAUUAAAUUGAAGUAUGUGAUCACACCUCUAGACAUGCUUAGUACCGUGUGUUGGGUAUGAGCCGUUUCAUUGUUUGUGUGAAUGAAUGGAUGUGUUUACGGGAUUGUAUGUGUGUCUGGUUCUGUUGAGAGCUGUAAAAUCUUGCUGAAGAAUUAUCCAGCUCUUGUUAGACUGCACAUUCAGUGAAGUGUUUACUGGCAGGUGAUUCGCCUCACAGCACCGUACACAUCAGCAGGCCUCGAGAUGGUUGAAGUUUCUUUUCUUUGGUCUUUUCCCUUUUGUUCUGAUGUUUGGGGUUCAUUUCAUUUAUUUCGGUGUUCUAACCGCUGGUGGAUGUUAAAACAUUCCUGAAUGAAAUAAAAAGCAGCUUUCUAAGUACUACAGAA
Messenger RNA from Triplophysa rosa, 1484 nucleotides. RefSeq names its product Yip1 domain family, member 6 (gene yipf6). Gene Ontology annotation, cellular component: trans-Golgi network; membrane. The transcript has 7 exons. The coding region runs from base 57 to 746 and encodes 229 amino acids. The record is from RefSeq and is a predicted model, not a curated record. NCBI's taxonomy places the organism in Eukaryota, Metazoa, Chordata, Actinopteri, Cypriniformes, Nemacheilidae. Gene Ontology annotation, biological process: endoplasmic reticulum to Golgi vesicle-mediated transport.